AACAGUUGAUCGGAUCGGCGAAAGAAGAAAGUGAUCAUCUCUGCUACCGAUCAUAUCGGACUCAGUCGAUAAGUGGACGUGCUUACUCAUUACGCAUUUAAUUUUGAUCCGUGCUGGUGAUUUACUGUACAACACUCUAAAUUUUGAACAAAAUUUCAACUCUGGUUGACAUUAGAACUUAGGCUUUUGCCUUCUAACAAAGGUUGCGGUUUUGCGCGGGCGCGGAAGACAGAGAGCAGGCCAGGAUCCCAGACGGCGGCGGCGACCAAGUGCGAUCAUGAUCAGCCCGAGCGAGGAGUCGCGGACCUUCGGAACGAAUCCUCUGCGAGCGGCCGUCGAUGCAGAACCGGAAACCCGGCAGACGCCAGAGAUCAACAACAAUGACAAGAAAAUUGGGCACAGUUGCUUCAUGGAAAAGUACUACCGGAGCAAGGAGGAGGGCACCCAGUGUGAGGAGUGCCAACACCACAACGCUCCCCAGGACGCGGCCCUCCUCAGACCCGUCGGCAAGUUCAUCGAGGAGGACUACGCCCAGCUUUUCAGGGAUCGGCUCAUCAUAGACGAACAGAACGAGCCCAGGCUCAAGUACGGUAUCAACACGCUCUACGACUUGAUGAGCGAACUCAGGAGGGCCUUCGAAACGGAGCACGUCAACAUCCAGUACGUCAGCGCCAUCAUGGCUGCCUACAAGAGCAACCCCAGGGAGUGGGAGAGAUUCGCCAAAUUCGACAAGUACAGAUACACAAGAAAUUUGGUGGACGUUGGGAACGGAAAAUACAAUUUGAUGUUGCUGUGUUGGGGAGAGGGACACGGCUCGGCGAUCCACGAUCACGCAAACGCUCACUGUUUCAUGAAGAUGCUCCACGGUGAACUAUGCGAGACGCGCUUCGAGUGGCCUGAAAAAGAGAUCGACCCCGACAACAUCUCAGAGGGAGAGGAAGCAGCCCUCAAAGAGAAAGGCCGAACCAUACUUCGACAAAACCAAGUCUGCUACAUCAAUGAUUCACUGGGACUCCACCGCGUCGAGAACGUGAGCAACAGCGAGCGGGCUGUGAGUCUCCACCUCUACUGCCCACCGUUCGACUCCUGCUCAGUAUUCAACCAGCGGACUGGCCACAGGUCCACGAGUAAAGUCACAUUCUGGUCGAUCUACGGAGAGCGCCGCAAUAAGAAAUUGAUGGAAGACGUAGAGCCAGAGGACAAUUGAUGCAUCGCGAAACCCGGUUGUGAUAAUUCCUAGUUCCAGUUCAGGGACAAUAUGCCGUCCAUUUCCUGAAUACCUACCAUUACCUACUACACUACCUACUCAGUUUCAUACUCCCUAUCCUCAGAACGAGGAUAUAUUGCUGGAUAUCUUUAUUUUUCUUGACACUUAGAAUCAAGGUGGGAGGUGUAUUUACGUAUAGAGAAAGAGAGAAAGGUGGGGGGGGACGGAGGGUGGAAAAUAUGUAUUGUUACUCUCGUGGAGGGUAGGUUUACCAAUUAAGUGUUAUUUAUGAUUGUAAUUUUACUGUGCGCCUAUUUAAUUGUUUCAAUUUUAGCUCGGUGUAGAUAUUUUGGGGCCAAUUUUUACUGGUGUCCAAAUAAGCAAAAAAAUAUUACUCCACCGUACCACUUCCUUGACUAUAUAUUCAUUUUUGUUGAAUAAAAUUACGUUUUCGUUUAUAAUAA
Messenger RNA from Bemisia tabaci, 1671 nucleotides. Its product is annotated as cysteine dioxygenase type 1. Gene Ontology annotation, biological process: L-cysteine catabolic process. NCBI's taxonomy places the organism in Eukaryota, Metazoa, Arthropoda, Insecta, Hemiptera, Aleyrodidae. Gene Ontology annotation, molecular function: cysteine dioxygenase activity; ferrous iron binding. The record is from RefSeq and is a predicted model, not a curated record.